AUGAAAAACAGAGCAGUAGGGAAAAGAUGGAGUCCUAUUUAUACAGUGGUUGGUUUACCGGACGGUAGUCAUUUUUGGCCAUACAGCAAACUUUUUCAUAACAACCGUGAACGAGUGCAAUGUGUCAUCAGCGGACUGGCUUGCCUCGCAUGUGCUUGGAUGGCAUUUGCAGUUUGUAAUUACAGUUUGUACACAUUCGUCAAAUACUACUAUGUGCCGUUGUUGUUCCAAGGAUACUGGCUUGUUAUUAUCACCUAUCUGCAGCACAAUGAUUUCUCCAUUGAGGUAUAUUAUUGUAAUUUCUGUGCCGCUUUUUAG
Messenger RNA from Gongylonema pulchrum, 318 nucleotides. Lineage: Eukaryota; Metazoa; Nematoda; Chromadorea; Rhabditida; Gongylonematidae. The record is from the annotation of a GenBank genome assembly.